Messenger RNA from Cydia fagiglandana, 605 nucleotides. RefSeq names its product defense protein 3-like. The transcript has 3 exons. Gene Ontology annotation, biological process: defense response to bacterium. NCBI's taxonomy places the organism in Eukaryota, Metazoa, Arthropoda, Insecta, Lepidoptera, Tortricidae. Gene Ontology annotation, cellular component: extracellular region. The record is from RefSeq and is a predicted model, not a curated record. The coding region runs from base 24 to 587 and encodes 187 amino acids.
AUUUUUGUGAUUCGAAUAUAGCAAUGUCGGUUGAGGGUAGUAUGUCCGAGAACCACGAUAGGGAGAGGAGCAAGAACUACGAACUGAAUGUGAGCCACGGCGACCCUGGUAAUUGUCUAAAGGGCACUGCGUUUGUCAACUCCUUGACGGACGCCGGUGCUUACAAGAGUGUUGGAGGAAACGUGGGUAUGGAAAAGUCGGGUUUCGGAGGUCAACUCGGCGCGGUGCAUUCUGCCAAAGUCGAUCAGAUGUCCGCAGCCGCCAAGAUGAACGUGAUCCAUACUGACAACCAUAAAAUGGACGUCCACGCCUUCGCGACGAAGACCAUGCCCCACAACCAACCCAGCUUCGUAACCCAUGGCGGCGGCGUCGACUAUAUGUACAAGAACGCAGUUGGUGCCAGCGCCUCGGUGGCGCAUACGCCGAUGUUCAAGCACACGGAACAGAACGUCGGCGCCAAGUUUAACCUGCACCAGACUCCUAGCUCCGCCGUGAGCCUGAAUCUUGGGGCGACCAGGUCCAUGAACCCCCAUAGCAGCGGGGGGUUCAAGCCCAAUAUGCUUUUCAAUGUGCAGAAGAAAUUUUAACCCACAUUCAAAAGCUAG